CAAAAGUAACAUCGAAGUGAUCCAAUCCACACCGGUCCUCUCUAAUACCCAUUUCCUAGUCUCGCUCACCUUGAAGAUGCAUGAGGCUCUGACCUCCCUCUCCCUUUUCAUCCUCCUGUAUUCCGUUACAGGGACAAACGGACAAAAUCCGUGUCCCGAUCCUACUGAAAUCCUCCCCUGCAUUUGCAACCAUAAUCCGACCGAAGGCACUGUGAAUGUGGACUGUUCGGCAGCUGCCUCAAGUGACGAAAUCUACUCUGCCUUCAACGACGCUACCUGGCCCUCCCAAAAUCUCACAACCUUUUCUCUGCAAGAAAACUUGGGAGUAAAAGAAUUGCCCAGAGGAGUUUUCGGUGAUAACAGUUUCGAGAAAAUUCACGUUUCCCGGACCUUUGUGGCCAGCAUCCAUUCCGCUGACUUGUUAUCAUCGAAAGAUCGACUUUGGAGGGUGACCAUCAAGGAAAGCUCCAUAGAAGAAUUCCCUUGGGAGAUCCUCCCGCAACUCACCAAUCUCAAGGAGCUCUAUCUCUACAGCAAUCAUCUCACCAGUUUACCGCAUCUUCAAAGUGCAAGUCUGGAGUACUUCAGCAUCUCCAAAAAUAAUGUAGUUCAUGUCCAGGCUGGGUGGUAUCUCCCAAAUCUGAGAGAUCUCUCAUUGGAUUUCGACCUUGAUCCGAGCGGCUUUCAACGUACUGUCCCGCGAGUGGGCGGGUGCCAAGAAGCAUAUUUCGGCGAUUCAAAGUCCAGUGGUUGUAAAGAAAGUUUUCGCUCGUCUCGUUCUCGGGCGUUUUAUCAUGCUAGUGGAGAUGUUUAUGAGAGAAAGCAUAAUGGCCGACCUCGUCCUGUUCGAAUGCCGAAACUUGUCCAGAAAGGGAAGGCGCGAACGAGGCGAAACCCUUAG
Molecule: messenger RNA, 901 nt
Organism: Darwinula stevensoni
Lineage: Eukaryota; Metazoa; Arthropoda; Ostracoda; Podocopida; Darwinulidae
Source: the annotation of a GenBank genome assembly